Messenger RNA from Oncorhynchus gorbuscha (pink salmon), 10766 nucleotides. Its product is annotated as pituitary adenylate cyclase-activating polypeptide type I receptor-like. The transcript has 14 exons. The coding region runs from base 487 to 2238 and encodes 583 amino acids. Gene Ontology annotation, cellular component: plasma membrane; neuron projection. NCBI's taxonomy places the organism in Eukaryota, Metazoa, Chordata, Actinopteri, Salmoniformes, Salmonidae. Gene Ontology annotation, biological process: cell surface receptor signaling pathway; adenylate cyclase-modulating G protein-coupled receptor signaling pathway. The record is from RefSeq and is a predicted model, not a curated record. Gene Ontology annotation, molecular function: vasoactive intestinal polypeptide receptor activity; G protein-coupled peptide receptor activity; peptide hormone binding.
ACGUGACCACACGCAGUUAACCGCAAGGCAGUGGAAUGGCAUGAUUAAAUAACAACAGUCAUAAUUCCCCGAACCAAGAUUCGAGUCACAGACGGAGUCAGAUCUGCGUUGAACACACUAUUUUCCAAUUAUCUUCAAUUCUCUAAUUUUGCCCCUCUCCCUUUCAACGUGAAUACCCUCAUAAAUGGUGUCGAGUGAGGAGAACCUGCUUAACUGAACUCACAAGUUCCCUGGCCGUCCGACUGCGCCCUGAGGGAGUUGCUUUGCACCACGAAAGCGCCCGGUGUUGCGGUUCUCCUCCUCUCCCCUUCAACACUAAAAACCAAGGAGAUUUCACUCGAGUCGUGCUGUUGUUUUAUGGAUAUCACCGCUGAGAUGAUCCCAAGGUGAGGCCAGAAAGCUGACCAGCAUCCCUGUCUGUCUGUGCAUCCUCAAGACCUCACCUCCACAUCUGAUUGGACUAUUGGAGCCCCUGAGGAAAACAAAAUGUCUGCCGCUAUGAGCGCCCCCCUCCUGGCCCUCCUCCUCCUCCUGCUGCCCUUGGUGUCUAGUCUCCACCACUCUGACUGUGUCAUCAAGAGAGAACAGGAGAAAUGUAUGGAGAGGAUGGCAGAGGAUGACCCAGAAAACGGCCUAGAGUUUAGUAGGUUCCGGUGCCCAUGGUUGUGGGAUAACCUGACGUGUUGGCAGCCUGCCCGGGUGGGAGAGGUGGUUGUGGUCAGCUGUCCAGAGCUCUUCAUCCAGUUCAUGAGCGAGGAGGAUGAUGAGCUAGGGAAGGUGAGUCGUAACUGUACGGAGGGCGGCUGGUCUGAGACCUUCCCUCAUUAUGUGGAUGCCUGCAUGUUCGACGAACCCAACGGAACCCACGAGCAUCCGGACAUGUACUACGUGUCAGUGAAGGCUCUGUACACGGUGGGGUACAGCACCUCUCUGGUUUCUCUCUGUACAGCCAUGGUCAUCCUUUGCAGGUUCAGGAAGCUGCAUUGCACCAGGAACUUCAUCCACAUGAACCUGUUUGUGUCAUUCAUUCUGAGAGCCAUCUCUGUCUUCAUCAAGGACGGGGUUCUGUACGCAGAGGAGGACAGCAACCACUGCUUCUUACACACUGUGGAGUGUAAGGUGGUGAUGGUGUUCUUUCACUACUGUGUCCUAUCUAACUACUUCUGGCUGUUCAUUGAGGGCCUGUACCUCUUCACUCUAUUAGUAGAGACAUUCUUCCCUGAGAGAAGAUACUUCUACUGGUAUACCAUCAUUGGCUGGGGGACCCCCACUAUAUGUGUGGUGAUAUGGGCAGUACUCAGGCUGCACUUUGAUGACAUAGGGUGUUGGGAUAUGAAUGAUAAUGCUGGUAUCUGGUGGGUGAUUAAGGGACCUGUACUGGCCUCUAUCAUGAUCAACUUUGUCCUCUUCAUCGGCAUCAUAAUCAUCCUUGUCCAGAAACUGCAGUCACCAGACAUCGGUGGGAAUGAAUCCAGUAUUUACCUGCGUCUGGCGCGUUCCACCCUGCUCUUGAUCCCUCUGUUUGGGAUCCACUACACUGUGUUCGCCUUCUCACCCGAAGACGUCAGCAAGAGGGAGAGGCUGGUGUUUGAGCUAGGCCUAGGGUCCUUCCAGGGCUUCGUUGUGGCUGUUCUCUACUGCUUUCUGAAUGGAGAGUAUCUCCCUGAAGGUGCAGUCGGAGAUCAAGAGGAAAUGGCGCAGCUGGACGGUGAACAGGUACUUUGCUGUGGACCUGAAGCACCGGCACCCUUCGUUGGCCAGCAGUGGGGUGAACGGGGGAACGCAGCUCUCCAUCCUCAGCAAGAGCAGCUCUCAGAUCCGCAUGUCCAGCCUACAGGCCGAGUCGCCAGCCACCUAAGCCACCUGAACUUCAACGGUGAAGCCCAGGACCAGAGCCAGGGAGAGACCACAACUACUACUACUACUACUACUACUACUACUUCUAUCACCCCUACACCAAGACCCAUCAGCCACUUCCACACUGGUCCUGAUACUAUGACCAACCUCACCCCUACACCCAACCUCACCCCUAUACCCACACCCAACCAUGGACCACUACCAGUGACCAGCCUCACCAACCCAUACCCUUUCCCCAACCCAUAUCCAGACACCACCAACCCUUACCCAGAGACAACCAACCCGUACCCUGACACAACCCUGAUCCUGGACUCUGGAGAACGCAUCCCGGACCCUCCUAACUGCACUGCACCCAAAAGCCCAACUGAGCCCUUCAUAUAACGAACUGGAUCAACAACUCAACCCUAAUAAAGCCAUGACGAAUCAAUCACACCUAAACAAGCCCAAUCCCUAACCCUAUCCAAACUAACCAACCUAAUUACAAUCCAAACUAACCCAACCCCUAGCCCUAUUCAAACUAACCUCCCCAAUACAAUCCAAACUAACCCUAGCCCUAUCCAAACUAACCUAACCCCUAGCCCUAUCCAAACUAACCCAACCCUUAGCCCUAUCCAAACUAACCCGACCCCUAACCCUAUUCAAACUAACCUACCCAAUACAAUCCAAACUAACCCAACCCCUAGCCCUAUCCAAACUAACCCAACCCCUAACCCUAUUCAAACUAACCCAACCCCUAGCCCUAUUCAAACUAACCUACCCAAUACAAUCCAAACUAACCCAACCCCUAGCCCUAUCCAAACUAACCCAACCCCUAACCAAACUAACCUACCAAUACAAUACAAACUAACCCAACCCCUAGCCCUAUUCAAACUAACCUACCCAAUACAAUCCAAACUAACCCAACACCUAGCCCUAUCCAAACUAACCCAACCCCUAGCCCUAUCCAAACUAACCUAACCAAUACAAUCCAAACUUAACAAACCCCUAGCCCUAUCCAAACUAACUCAACCCCUAGCCCUAUCUAAACUAAACUAACCCAACCCCUAACCCCAACCAAACUAACCGACCCAAUACAAUCCAAUCUAACCCAACCCCUAGUCCUAUUCAAACUAACCAACCCAAUACAAUCCAAACUUAACAAACCCCUAGCCCUAUCCAAACUAACCCAACCACUAGCCCUAUCUAUAUCAACCAACCCAAUACAAAUCCAAACUAACAGAGCCCUAACCAAACUAAUCCAAUACAAUUCAAACUAACCCAACCCAAGCACUAUCCAAACUAACCCAACCCCUAGCCCUAGCCCUAUCCAAACUAACCCAACCCCUAGCCCUAUUCAAACUAACCUACCCAAUACAAUCCAAACUAACCCUAGCCCUAUCCAAACUAACCUAACCCCUAGCCCUAUCCAAACUAGCCCAACCCCUAGCCCUAUCCAAACUAACCUGACCCCUAACCCUAUUCAAACUAACCUACCCAAUACAAUCCAAACUAACCCAACCCCUAGCCCUAUUCAAACUAACCUACCCAAUACAAUCCAAACUAACCCAACUCCUAGCCCUAUUCAAACUAACCCAACCCCUAACCCUAUUCAAACUAACCUGACCCCUAACCCUAUUCAAACUAACCUACCCAAUACAAUCCAAACUAACCCAACCCCUAGCCCUAUUCAAACUAACCUACCCAAUACAAUCCAAACUAACCCAACCCCUAGCCCUAUUCAAACUAACCUACCCAAUACAAUCCAAACUAACCCAACCCCUAGCCCUAUCCAAACUAACCCAACCCCUAACCAAACUAACCUACCAAUACAAUACAAACUAACCCAACCCCUAGCCCUAUCCAAACUAACCUACCCAAUACAAUCCAAAAUAACCCCACCCCUAGCCCUAUCCAAACUAACUCAACCUAUCUAAACUAAACUAACCCAACCCCUAACCCUAACCAAACUAAACGACCCAAUACAAUCCAAUCUAACCCAACCCCUAGCCCUAUUCAAACUAACCUACCCAAUACAAUCCAAACUAACCCAACCCCUAGCCCUAUCCAAACUAACCCAACCCCUAACCAAACUAACCUACCAAUACAAUACAAACUAACCCAACCCCUAGCCCUAUUCAAACUAACCUACCCAAUACAAUCCAAACUAACCCAACCCCUAGCCCUAUUCAAACUAACCUACCCAAUACAAUCCAAACUAACCCAACCCCUAGCCCUAUCCAAACUAACCCAACCCCUAACCAAACUAACCUACCAAUACAAUACAAACUAACCCAACCCCUAGCCCUAUCCAAACUAACCUACCCAAUACAAUCCAAAAUAACCCCACCCCUAGCCCUAUCCAAACUAACUCAACCUAUCUAAACUAAACUAACCCAACCCCUAACCCUAACCAAACUAAACGACCCAAUACAAUCCAAUCUAACCCAACCCCUAGUCCUAUUCAAACUAACCAACCCAAUACAAUCCAAACUUAACAAACCCCUAGCCCUAUCCAAACUAACCCAACCACUAGCCCUAUCUAUAUCAAAGAACCCAAUACAAAUACAAACUAACAGAGCCCUAACCAAACUAAUCCAAUACAAUUCAAACUAACCCAACCCAAGCACUAUCCAAACUAACCCAACCCCUAGCCCUAGCCCUAGCCCUAUCCAAACCAACCCAACCCCUAGCCCUAUCCAAAGUAACCUACCCAAAGCCAUAUUUAACACUAACCUACCCAAUACAAUCCAAACUAACCCAACCCCUAGCCCUAUCUAAACUAACCUACCCAAUACAAUCCAAACAAACCCAACCCCUAGCCCUAUCCAAACUAACCCAACCCCUAGCCCUAUCCAAACUAACCCAACCCCUAGCCCUAUCCAAACUAAGCAACCCGAUACAAUCCAAACUAACCCAACCCCUAGCCCUAUCUAAACUAACCUACCCAAUACAAUCCAAACUAACCCAACCCCUAGCCCUAUCCAAACUAACCCAACCCCUAGCCCUAUCCAAACUAACCCAACCCCUAGCCCUAUUCAAACUAAGCAACCCGAUACAAUCCAAACUAACCCAACCCUAGCCCUAUCCAACCUAACCCUACACCUAUUCCUAUUCCUAACCAAACCCCAACCCACCACUAUCCAACCUAACCCAACACCUAGUCCUAGUCCUAUUCCUAACCAAACCCCAACCCACCACUAUCCAACCUAACCCAACACCUAGUCCUAGUCCUAUUCCUAACCAAACCCCAACCCACCACUAUCCAACCUAACCCAACACCUAGUCCUUAGCAAUCCAACUCAUCCAUACCUAAACUAACCUGACUCCUAUUUCUAUCCAAACCAGCCUAUCACUCUGUAAACUAACCCAACCAACCCUGACUUAACCUACCCCAACAUUAAAACCCAACUCUACCAGACAGGAACAGAACACCUAACACCUCACCAGCAGCACCUGUUCACGAGCAGUUGUAGGUGAAUCCACCUUUAAACUGUUACAACUACAGUGUCUCCAUCAUGGAGCAAACCACCGUCAGUGGUAGUGGCCUAGCAGUGAAUGUCAAUCACCAUUCAGAAACCAUCAGACAAGGAUCUUUACAAGGAAGGCAGAAGGCUAUGAAGGAAAAGCAUGGUUAAUGGUCUGUACAUAUCAUCAUGGUGUUAUGUCAAAAAGCCUCCCCCCGUUAGGUUUAUCACGUAGAGCAGAAGAGCUGGACCACUUCAGUGCUGCUGGAACAUCCAUGUAAUACCACUGGUCAUUGCAAUCAUAUCAUCAUGUCCGAAGAAUGACCAGUAUUUAACGACUCCUCCUCCUCUCUUUCCUCAGUCUGUCUUUCAGCUUGUUGCAGACUCAAGUUAAGACUGUGUUUUGUUGUUCUGGGUAUUGUUGUUGUUAUGGCAACUCAAUUACGGAGCAGUAACAAAACCAUAAAGCCUCUAUCAGAGUCCAAAAUGUGCAUGUGUACGCACAGCAGUGUUCUAGAAUAUUGGACCGUUGGCUUUCAUACUUUUUGAAUUCUCAGCAGAGGAUGUUGGUUGGGAAUUUUGGUAAGGUGCGCGUUCGGGCUGUGCAUCCCCUGCGAAUUGUGGUCUCAGAGCCAUGUAGCUACAGUAUGUCACAACGAGAUGCCGGACUAUCACGUCACUAAGUCUGUGGCCGGACUGUUUGACUCUGAAUUAAGCUUUACACGUCCUGUACAGGAGAAGCAACAAACCGGCCAAUCGAGACAGACUGACCUAAUGUAAAUAUUUAUCAGCUGACCAAUCAGGUUGCAAGUGUGUGCCUGUUUGUAGAGGGCAUAGAUUUAGAUAGACAUUGCAUCUUUGUAUCUGUCCCACUAUGGCAUCUGUGAGAGAAAAGGCAACACCAUUGAGACCAUGUCCAGUUUGAAGUAGUCACUUUAUUAAUAUACGACUUCUAUGAGUUGGAAAACAAACUAAAAAGGUGCAUACUGUGGUCUGGACUAUUAUUUGAACAGGUAUAAAUGUUGCCUAUUUACUGCCACCUGCAGUUCUGGAAUGUUAGCUCACAAGAAUAAUUAAUUGGCUGAUCCCUCCUGAUGACCUGGAUAGAAUUAUGGGAUCCUUUCUUAACCCAUAGGAUGUUCCACCCAGUUGACUACUUAAAAAUUGUGAAAGUCCUCAAUGCCACUGCCCAUGCUAAAAAAGACUUUUGGGCACUAGUGUUGUCUAUCUAAGUCUAUGGUAGAGGGAAAAUGAUCAUGUGAGGUUACUGUAAAAUAAUGGACAGUGAAAGGACACAAAAUGGAGGCUAACACACUGCAUCAUGGGAUACUAUUCAGGCCUGGAGACUCAAGCCAGGAUCAAGGCAAAAUAAAUAAUUAAUGGACGAACAGUAGAAACAAUGUCUCUUAAAAUAUGAAGAUAAUAAUCAACCACCACCAGAAGUAGAGCUUUGUAUGACCGUAUAUGACGUCAACAGCUAUGUGUCAGCCAAUGGCACAGGUCACCUUUACCUGUGUAAGCUGUGAUUGGUGGAGUGACAGGGAGAUGAUGAUGUCACUUCCUCCUUGCUAUAUGUACCACUGUUACUAGAGAUAGAGGAAUUCUUCCCACUGGGCACACACUGAAUCAAUGUUGUUUCCAUGUAAUUUCAAUGAAAUUAUGUUGAACCAAAGUGGAAUAGACGUGGAAUUGACGUCUGUGCCCAGUGGGAUUCUUCUGAGGAAGACAGAUGACAUGGGUAAAACCAGUAUUUAUGUGAAAGGUAUAUUUUCUACAGUUCAAUUAUGAGGAAUGAAAUGCCAAAAAUAAAACCUGCGUUAAGGUAAGAUGGUCAUCUAUUUUAGAAGGAUGAACAAUGCUAAGGUUUGCCAACUACGACCAUUACACACCAAACCUCUUUAAAUCUUAGCAUUGCUUAUGAUGACAAGAUGCCUUGGUUCAUUUCGGGAGAGGAUUGAUAGUGCCACUAGUUUUAAACAGCCGGUAGUACAGAAAAUGUCAAUGACAACUUACUCAUGAAUGGGUAUUGUGAGUUCAAUGUAUAACUGUGUUACAAUGUCUGCAUGAAUUGUAUUUUUCUUUCUUCUUUUGAAUCUGUUUACAAUUGUUUUGUGAGAUUAUUACUGUACCUGACGCUGAAAAGGCAAUGCAGUCCAAUCUAGAUUUUACUUAGUUUCUUCAGCAGUCUCUCAGCUAGCUUCAAUUUGUAUAUUUAACUAAAUAGAUAACUUAGACCGACAGAAAGUAUUUUACCACAUUGAGUUUUGAUAAACACAUUCCUGAAUUGUGUUUUUUUAAAGUAUUAUUUUGGGGUAUUUCUCUCAUUCCAAAGAUGAACACUAGACUCCACACUGAGUUUCACGGCCGUAUACAUUUGCAAAGGCUGAGUAAAAGCUUUGCAACUGAUGUCACUACAGAUUUGAUCCUUUGGACUGAUUUAACUAUUAUUAUUCUAUAUUCUAAUCCCAUGUUAAUCCUAAUCUCAUGUUAAUCUCUCCUAGUAUACUUUAGUCUCCAAAGUGCCUUUAUGCACAAAACGGCAAGUAUUUCUGUUAAUCUGAGAGAUUUUUUUUAGACAUUAUUUUUUAAACGAAACUGCAAAGUAUGUAAAAACAUGUGGUCAACAAAAGUGCUUUUAUGAUGUUACACUGAAUCAGUAUUUUAUUAACCUGGAGGCCUUUGAAGUACCUAGAGCUCAUUUCUGGUUUAAGAUGGGCAUAACCUAUGAACUUUAACCUACAACCUAUAACCUACGACCGAUGACCUUUUGAAAUAAGCCACUUUUAUUUGGAGUAAAUAUCUACUAUGGUCUAUCUAUAUCAUAUACACAAUAAUAGGUAUGAUUGAUUGACUCCGUUCUAUUUUGCAGCAUUCAGUCCUUUACACUCAUAAUAUUUUUUGUAUAUCAAAAUAAUGGGACACUGGUUGAUUUAAUUAAGUUACUGUGCACCGUUUGUGACUGCAGGCAAAUGCGGUGCUUUUAAACGGGAGAGAAAGACAAAAAAAUGUAUAUAUAUAUAUAUAUAUAUAUUCUCAAUUUGGUUUGGUCACGUACAGUACGAAUAAUUGUCUUUAUUCUCAAACUAAAACGGAAAAGUCAUAUUAUUUUAUUUACCUGUCGAUGUAUACUAUAAACGAUAGAUAAUGCAACAAUGCAUAUCUGUAAACAGCGUGUCAAACGUUUGAUGAACAGUUGAUGACUCCACAACUCCCCAGCCCACCUGAAAAAGCACAGCUCUUUAGCAGUACUAUCUGAUCAGAAACACAAAACUCCCUGUUAGGAAUAGUUUCCUAUUGUUCAUUAAAGAAGCAUAUAGAGGCUGGUUCAGAUGAAGAAGAAUGACAAGGAGGGUAGACAGAAAGCAGUAAUGUGCUGUGCUUUUCUUCAGUCUGGACCUGUCUUUAGCAGUCCUACUCUUGAGAUGCUUUACACUGGCCUUUAAUAUGGGUCCAUCCAUGCGUGUGCGAAUACAGAUGGCCAAAAGGUGUCCCUGUUUCACUGUGAAACAGGUUGGACAAUCAGAAAGAGAUGAUCUGCUUUUGGUUCCCACACCAAGUUGAAUAUUUAGCAGGAGUUCCUUAUUAAAACCAUAAUGACAGUCUCAGCAUGUCAUGAGCCAAUUUUAAGAGUAUGAAUAUACAUUUUCAAGAGUAUUUAUGUUAUGAAAUAUUAAACAAUACACAGCCUUAUAUUGCCGGUCAAUGUGAUGUCAAUUAGAGAUGUAAUCAUUCUGAGAAUACAGUAUAUUGUUUAUUAAAUCUGUUGUUAUAAUGAACAAUUAAGUAGUUAUCUACAUACAUGUACAGUAGUUUAGAUGUGUCCCAAAUUGCACCCUUUUCUCUAAUUAUUGUAUAGUGUACUACUUUUGACCAGGGCCCAUAGGGAAAAAGUGAUGCACUAAAUAGGGAAUUGGGUAGCAUUUGGGAUGGAGACUGUGGUUUACAAAUAUGUGUAGUCUACCAUUGUGGCUUAUAAAUGGUCAACUGAAUUCUGCCGUGUCAUUGUGUAAGACAGUAUCUCGUAGAUGGAGUCGUCCGUGGUGCAAAGUGAAUAUUAGCAGUCAUUAGGAUUUUGCUCCGUGGUUGUUUUCAUUUUAGCAUUAUUUUGGUGAUAGUGAUUGUUCAAAUAUGAAGCAUAUUGUAUUGCUGCCUAUAAUCUCUUGUAGACUGAUGCAUGCAUCUCUUGAUGGUUUGAUCCCUUUCACCAAGCUGUGUUGAUUAUUCUGCAGAUGAAAUCUUACUGGGAGAUGAUGGAACCUUUUAUAGACAUGUUUUUAACAGUUCACAGAAUCCUGAGGGAAUUCCAAGUGUGACAUUUGUUUUACUGCAUUCUGAUCAUGUAGUCAGCAAUUUCAAGGAAAAAGCAGCUCCAAUGAAGAAAAAUGCAAUGGUGUUCAAUAGUGAAUAAUUAUUUUAAACUAUUUAACCAGAAAGGGGCAUAGGGUUAGAAAGCCAUCCACUAAACUGUGAAUAAUAUUUUUCUGUUUGACAACAGAGUUGCUGGUCAAUUGUCAUUAAGAAGGGGCAUUUUAAAACAUUUAUGAUCGGGCCUAGUCAGAGCCACCCUGUUCAUUCAAUUUCAUUUGAAUGUUAAUACGUUUUAGAGUCCUUUGACAUGAGGGUAAUUGCCAUACUACAUUUCUAAAUAAAUAGCCAAUACCUUUUAUAGUUUCCAACCAUCACAAGAUGACAUUUAGAAAGCUGGCUCUGUUUUGGAUGGAAAAGAGACAACAGGGAUGUGUUCAACAGGGCACCAUGUUGUGGAACAUCAUGUAGAACAAACAUGUCACUCUGAAAUGUUAAGUAAUGUAAGGACUCUCGUCAGCUCUAUUCAUGACAUUUCUAUCUGCAACGUUCCACAUUUGCCUACCUAACAUAGCCCAGGACAAAGGCACUGUACAGUGAUGGCUGAAUGUAAUGUAACUGUUGUAUCUGUGGUUUGAAGGGUUGGGCUCAAUUACAUUUCAAUUCAGUCAAUGCCGGAAGUAAACAAAACAUUUUCUCAAUGCUUUUUAAUGAAAAACAAAUGUAAUUAAGAAUUUCAGUUUGAAUUGAAAUGUAAUUUGCCAUAAUUUUGGUGACCUGACCGCUGCCUGCUUCAGGCUGUUUUUAAACUCAUGUUUUCAUUUCAUCUUCUGUUUCACCGCUGCGCUGUAUAAAUGUCUUCUUGUUUUGAUGUAUAUAUUAAAACUGGGGUAGGAAACCCUGUUCUUGGUGUGCCGCAGGUACAGCAGGAUUUUGAUCCAUCUAGGCACCACGCUGGACCAACUGAGCUAAUUGAUCAGUUCAGUAAUUGCCUAAAUUCAACAUACCUGGUCUUCCAGGUUGGUUAAAUCAAAAACAUGAAGUGCCUGCGGCCCUCCAGGACCAGGGUUACCUACCCCUGUAAUAAAGAGGUUUUGUACAUUAUUAUUGUAUUAUUGACUUUAAAUCGCAAUAAAUGUUUUGGACUUGUUGACUCAUUGA